CGGGUCAUUAUAACCCUAUAUAAUAAGUCCCCAAACAAACAAGGUCCGGCAAUCCGAUAUCCCAAUCUACCAUAAACCAUGUCUUACGGAGGUGCUACGAACAUGAUGGCACCGGCGAUUGGUGGCUCCUCCUCGGCAUCGUCGGUAAAGCAAGUGAAGUUGGAGAGGGAAAGCGAGCUCAGAAUCGAGGUGGGUAAUGAAACGCCGCUCAAACUUAGAUUACUUAACGGCUCGGCGGAGAUUUUCGGCUCCGAAUUGGCCCCUGAGACGUGGCUCACUUUCCCUCCUCGCGUCAAAUUUGCUGUUUUCACUUGGUAUGGUGCUACAAUUGAGAUGGAUGGUGCUACUGAAACUGAUUAUACGGCAGAUGAGACACCUAUGAUCAGUUACGUGAAUGUAAAUGCUGUACUAGAUGCCCGGAGAAAACGUGCUAAAGCUUCGUCACCAAAUGAUUCUGAAGCAUCCAAGGGACCCAGAGUGAUUGUUGUGGGGCCUACAGAUUCUGGAAAGAGCACCUUAUCAAGGAUGCUUCUUAGUUGGGCAGCUAAACAAGGUUGGAAACCUACCUUUGUGGAUUUAGAUAUAGGCCAAGGAUCUAUAACUGUUCCCGGAAGUAUUGCCGCUACACCAAUUGAACUGCCCAUUGAUCCAGUGGAAGGAAUUCCUCUUGAGAUGCCUCUUGUUUAUUUUUACGGUCAUACAACUCCUAGUAAUAAUGUAGAUUUGUAUAAAACUAUUGUGAAUGAGCUUGCUCAAAUGCUGGAGACUCAAUUUUCUCGUAAUGCUGAAUCUCGAGCUGCUGGCAUGGUUAUCAAUUCUAUGGGUUGGAUAGAAGGUACCGGCUAUGAGUUGCUUCUUCAUGCAAUUGAUACAUUCAAGGCCAGUGUCAUCUUAGUUUUGGGUCAGGAAAAACUUUUCAGCAUGCUCAAGGCUGUUGCAAAAAAUAAGCCUAAUGUGGAUGUUGUGAAGCUUCAGAAGUCAGGGGGUGUUGUAUCAAGGAAUGCGAAAUUUCGUCAGAAGGCUAGAGGUUACAGGAUAAGGGAGUACUUCUAUGGCCUCACAAAUGAUCUUUCCCCGCAUUCUAAUAUUGCAAACUUCAGUGAUCUGCUUGUCUAUCGAAUUGGCGGUGGUCCACAGGCACCAAGAUCGGCUUUACCAAUUGGUGCAGACCCUGUUGCUAGCCCUCUGAGAGUAACACCUGUGAAUAUCGACAGGGAUUUGCUUCAUAUGGUUCUUGCUGUUUCAUAUGCCAAGGAGCCUGAUCAAAUUUUGUCAAGUAAUGUUGCUGGGUUUAUUUACAUCACUGACAUUGAUAUUCAGAGGAAGAAAAUAACAUACCUUGCACCAUCAGCUGGGGAAUUGCCAAGCAAAUAUCUUAUUGUGGGGACCUUGACUUGGCUUGAAACUUGAACAUUCUUUUGAUCAAAUAAUUGUUACAGGUGUUCAAGUUCAUCCUCAAACCCAGAAUUCUACCUGCAAAUUUCUCAAUUUUCUACUAUUUGUAACAACGGAGCUUCAGUUAACAAGUCCAAUGGCUUGUACUUUUAAAGCUGUUCUUUUAUGUUUUCAGUGGCUUGAAGGACAAACCGGUGCAGUCUUUGGUUGCCUGUUCAAUUAGUUUGAUUAGUCUGAGUUGUUGAACUAGAUGGUGUAACUAAAAAUAAUUAUUUAAAUAUUUAUCAUAUAUUUGAUUUUAAUUUAGAUUUAA
Molecule: messenger RNA, 1708 nt
Organism: Hibiscus syriacus
Lineage: Eukaryota; Viridiplantae; Streptophyta; Magnoliopsida; Malvales; Malvaceae
Product: protein CLP1 homolog
Exons: 10
Coding region: 79-1410 (443 amino acids)
Biological process (GO): tRNA splicing, via endonucleolytic cleavage and ligation
Cellular component (GO): mRNA cleavage factor complex; nucleus
Molecular function (GO): polynucleotide 5'-hydroxyl-kinase activity
Source: RefSeq, a predicted model, not a curated record